Amoebophrya sp. A120 is the source of this 9647-nucleotide messenger RNA. NCBI's taxonomy places the organism in Eukaryota, Dinophyceae, Syndiniales, Amoebophryaceae. The record is from the annotation of a GenBank genome assembly.
UUUAAAAAGUUCGUGGCAUUUAUUUACUAUCAGAAUUAAAUACUUGAAAAUCUUACUUUGGAAGGCAACUACAGCAACUUGUUGGUUUGUUUCUGCAAGAACAUCCAGUAUCUGCAGCAACCUACGAAGGAACAACGAUAAGUCUAGUGCCAGUUCUCGUCCUUGAGCCUAAUUCACUGCAAAACUCACUGACCACCAUCAAAACGACCGCACCCAAGAGGAAUUAUUAAUUUUCAUUUCACAAUAAACGACCGAAAAACUCCAAGCUUCAUACAACUUGUAAUAUUUCGUGAAGAGGUCGCACUAGAGGAGCGACGGAAAAAAUAUUACUUUCGCAAACACCUCCACCCAACGCAACAAGAACCGCUUACUUACGACGUGAAGACCGUGGGCGGCUGCAACGUAGUUCGAGUUCCACAAAAAUUUCCGACGAUCCGGAUCCAGCUGCAAAAACACGAGAAGAAGACUGCAAAACCUGUUGUAGUUCCUAGGAGCAGGACACCAUGCUGAAGACCGUCGGAGGUUUCUUCCUGCUGCUUGCCGACCAGAGCUCGGAGACCGCGGCCUUGCGCAUGCCGAUACGACAAAAAAGCAUUAGCGUUAGCGUUUUGACAUUUGCUGGCGAAAGCCAAACUUUUUCUAAUUCUAUUUCUAGCUAGUGAGGUAGCUGUGUUCCGUUCAGACAGAUUCGCGCUAACUGGAAGCAGUGGAAGCAGUCUCUUCGGCCGCGGAGCGGAUCGGAGACGAUACCGCCAAAGAUGUGGGCGACGGCUCGGCCGCGCACAUGUCUGGGGCUUCAGGGACUUCCGGCUACGCGACCUCCUGACCAUGCGGGGGGCUGGCAAACCGUCGCUCUUGGAGUGCCUGAAGACUCGUUUUUGGCUUGCGGCGUUUGAGCCCGAGCAAGAUGAUCAAGCUGCCCAAAGUCUGGCAUUAGCGUUUCUGUCCUCGGAGGUCAUUUCGACCCCCUGAGCAGAGGCGAAUUUGAAUGGUCCACAAAAAAAACGCUAAUACCAAACUUUUUUUUCCAGCUACAGGUCGUGCCAAAGUUUGGCAUUAGCGUUUUUUCCUGGUACUCGAAAAAACGCUAAUGCUAAAUUUGUUUUUCCAGCAUUAGGUGGUGCCAAAGUCUGGCAUUAGCCUUUAUUCCGGGCGCCCAAAAAAAGUGCGGCUUUUGUGCGGUUCGGAAAAAAACGCUAAUGGCGGGGUUUGGCACGACCUAACGCUGAAAAAAUAUUUUUGGCAUUAGCGUUUUUUUGGGUGGCUGUAAAAAACGCUAAUGACAGACUUUGACACGAACUAUAGCUGGAAAAAAAAUUUCACCAUUAGCGUUUUUUCUGUUGACCACACAAAUUUGCAUCAGCUGGCCAUCAAAUCUGUAGAUUUUUGAUGGCUCGGCCACGAAACGCCAGUAGACACCCAAAAGAAAUGCAAACCCGCACUACAAUCUGCCCCGAACCUGGUCAAAUCAGGCAAAAGCCCGGCGACGAUGGUGGCAGCCCGAUGGCGGGUGGAUUUCAUCCAGAACGCUUGGGCACUGAAGUACGGACCAACGGCGGAGAGGAUCUGCAACAAAAUGCCGGAGGAUACGAAGGGGCGCCGGCUUCCUGUUGCACCGGAGGAGAAGGAUACACACUUAGCUGACGGAUGUUCGUCUGAGCGUGAACUUGCUAACUUAACAUGCAAAAUCAAAAAAAAAAUUCGCUUGUUUGAAAAAAUUCGAAAACGCUAACGCUAAUGCUUUUUUGUUCGAUGAGGUUUCUUCCUGCUGCUUUCCGAGCAGAGCGCGGAGACCGCUGCCUUGCGCAUGCCGAUACGACAAUGCACAACUCCUCCCCCUCCCCCUCAUUCUAUUUUCCAUGCCACAUGCCUCUUUGUUAUUGUUUUAUUUCCGGAAAGAACAACCAAAACAGCACUUGCACUUCUAGAAUCGGAGGUCGCCAAUAAUUUCUAGUGCAUAUUAUUAUUAAAGCUGCAGAGAAUAAUUUAUUGCCAGAGCUUGUGAUGUUCUUGCUGUGGAUGUUCUUGCCAUUGAAAUUUUUAAGGGGAGGAGGAGGUAUGUACUCUCAUAUCCGAACGGCUUCGCCCGCCCGGCCCAGCCGAACGAGUCGAAGUUUCUGCAGGUGCAACACCAGGUAGAUAUGGUGCUUGUUUAGGAAAAUUGUUUAUUUUCAAAUGACUCUUACUGUCGCCGCACUACAAAAAGAAAAAUUAAAAUGAUGAACACCCCCACCCCUGAAUGCAAAGUCUGAAAUACUUAGUACUUUUGAAAUUAUGGGUUCUUGGAAUUUUUGCGUCAACGUCAAGAAAGAAAGUAGUGCCCACUUGCUUUUGAGUUAACAGAACGACUGGAAGUUUCUGCAGGUGCAUCAUCACCCGGUCGUGGCGGAGGAGAACAAGCAGGACGCAGCCAGGGAGAACACCGAGGAAGUGGAAGACUGCUGCGAGGGCGACCAGGCGGUCCCGUCGAUCGACGACUUGCCCGAGGACCCCGAGUCGACCCCUGCGCAAGGAGGUGGAGGUCGCAGCAGACGUUUCCUGGCGUCGAGCAGCGCCGGCUCGGCGGCUCGCAGCGGUGGUGCUACGGCUCGCAGCGGUGCUACGGCUCGCGGCGGCGCUACGGCCGCCUCCGCGACCGCGACCGCUAAGGCGGGUGGGACCACAACUCCGACCGGCACGGUUCCUCCACCUCCGGCUGGGGCGACAACUCCGGCUACGGCUCGCGGCGGUGGGACCACAACUCCGACCGGCACGGUUCCUCCACGUCCGGCUGGGACGACGAGCGCCGCGGCGCCUCCGGGCAGCAGCAGCUCCACCCCGCCCACGCCCACGACCGCACCAGCUGCAUCUACUCCGGUCAGCGUUGCCUCUACUCCGACGAGCGCGGCGGGGGCGAAGGGAGGACCGCAGGACCCCGUCAAAGUGGUUUCGCCAGAGGACAAGGUGGGCGCCGAAGACGAAGAAGAAGAAGACGAACAACCGCCCUGCUGCGGUGGAGAAGCUGAGCAAGACGAGGAUGACGAGAAGGCUUCCUCGGGUGGUGCUGAGCCUGAAGAACCCCUGAAACAACCGGGCGGCUCCGGAGGAGGUGGACUGUCGGCGCCGGGCACUCCUGUCACGCUUCCCGACGGUGCGGAGGGGCGGACAUCAACCCUCCCUUCGAUCCCGGGUCCCACGACGUCUGAAGAUACCGCUUCUCCUGCGAAGACGACACCUCCGACACCGACGUCCGAACAAGAGGGCCCGUCCGCUGGCACGACGAAACUGGUGCACAUGCACGGACACGUGGACGGGUACGUGCCCGGGGGGGAGGUGCACGGGCACGUGAGCGGGAACAUGGAGGUGCAGGGGAAGGUGCCCUCCGGGAGGCUUGCGGUGCACGGGUUCAUGCACGUCCCACCCGAAAAAUCACGGGACGAUGAACACCAACCCGCUGGGUAUGCAAGAAAAAAGUACAUACAGCCACGACAGCGACACCAGACUCAUCAAUUUGUAGUACUGCGUUCUUUCUAGUUGUACUAUGCUAAAGGUAGUCUACCUAGUACAACUCAAGCUUUUGUAAGGCCCCUGUAAGUAGUGCCCUAAGCUCACAGACUGCUUUAGGUAAGUAGGAGGGACGAGAGGGACGGAAGAACAAAUAUCCGCAGCUCUUGCACGACCAAUGCGUGGUUUGUAGUCUAGUAAUCAUGUAGUGUGCUGUAUGUGAUUUCGCAGAUCUAAGAAACAGCCUUUAAUUAUUUUCUACUUCUGUCGCCCAAGUAGAUCUACUAGUUCUAGAUACCGCAGACUGUUGUGAAAAUCGAUGCGGAUGACUUCUGUAGGUGUAAAUGUUGAUCCAAGCAACGAAAUAAACGACAACUAGUGUUGCUCCUGGAGUACAAAAACGUACACAUUGAUUUGAUCAAGACGAGGCAUACUUUAUUUCGCCGGUUGAAUACAACUAGAUAGAAAUCGAUGAUCGUCCAACGGCAUAAAUAAUAGAGUUCGCAGGACUUCUUCUGCUGGAGUGGAACAAGUACUUUUUUUUGUAUUAUACUGGCCAGCACGUCGCCGAGGAAGAAGAAGUGGUGGCUCGACCUUCUGCUCCCGCGACGCCGACGCAUGGGCAGGAUGUUGUUGUUGACGAUGCGGGAUCCACCGUGCCCGAGCCCGAGCCCGAGGUGGAAGAACACGUGCUGGAGGCGGCUCCUUCUGGGUCCGCGACGCCUCCGACGCGUGAUGACGAUGAUCUGGAAUCGAGGUCCAGUCACCACGGCGAGGUGGUGGAGGAACAACCUCCAGCUCCGGAAGAAGAGGGGACUCCUUCCGCGACUUUCCCGACGCGUGAUGACGAGGAUCUGGAAUCGACGUCCAGUCACCACGGCGAGGGAGAAGAACAACUUCCAGCUCCGGAACAUCACGCAGUGGUCACGGAACAUGGUUCGAACCUCGACUUUCUGCCGCCUCCUGACACAACUGUGGUGUCGGAGGAUGCGAAAUUUCCCGAUCUUGGUCGCGAGCGCGAGGACGACCAGGCUAUGCAUUCGAAAAAUGUCUGGGUCUGGAAGGAUGCACGUUGUCAUCCUGAGUCUGGAUAGUACAAAAAUUUCUGUUGCAUGAUUACCAAGAGGUGUCCACAGUUGAACAAGUUUAGCGGCAGUUUAUCAUGCAGGAUAGACAUGAUAGAGACAGACUUCGCAGAUGAAGCUGUUUUUAUGCUAGGCCCUGCAUUGCAGACCUCACGCGGCAUGGAAAAUAUGCAUGACAAGUUUGCAUUCUUCCAGACGUCCAGGGAUAUUUGCAUUUGAUACAGGCCAGCACCACGGCUGCGUCCGAGGCUCCUUCGGAGUAUGCUGCAAGUGAGCAGGAGGAGGGCGCUGCAUCCGAGGUCGGCGAAGCCGCGCGGGAAUUGGAGGAAGCUGAGGCCUAUGCACUGCAAAAGUGUCUGGGUCUGGAAGGUUGGAAUUUGUGAUGCUGUCUGUGGAUUCUAAAGAAAUCUGUAUUGCAUGACCAGCCAGAGGAGCCCAGUUUGUGCUACGCGGGGAGGGCAUUUCUCAUGCGGAAUAGGCAUCAGGAAGCCCUGUAAGAAUCUGUGAUGCUAGGUCAUGCAUUACAGACGUCAUGUGUCAUGCAAAAUAUGCAUAACAAACCUGGCAACCUUCCAGACCCAGACACUUUUACAUUUGAUAAGGCCGCCGAGCAAGCGGCCAAGAAGCAGGACGAAGUGGCGGACAAAGCGCUCGAGGAAGCGCAGCAGGCCGCGCACGACCAUCGCGACACUCUAUCAAAUAUAGAAAAAUGAUUCUCGUCUCUCGUCCCCAGAAGCACUCAGAAACAAAACCCGAAUUUGACGUGUGGCGCAUAGAUCAUGUUUGUCUCACAGUGAAGACGAGGCGCAGGCAGUAGGUUGAUGUAAGCCUCCUGAAAUUUUGUCUGUAAAGAAAUGGGAAUGUUAGUGCGCUGUAGCUUUUUGGCAUCUACUUAUGUACAUGACAGACAGCUGCCAUGAAGAGUCCAAUUAUCGAGCAUGAGAACUCGCCCGCAGAACAAUCAUUCCGCAGGCACCUGCUCAGCCAUUGCGUUCUUGCAAGACAGAAACGGCGGUUCUAUUUGUGGCCACAUAGUAAGUAGUUCUUGUACAACUAGCAUGACACCAGCUUUCCGUAUUGACUACCAUACGGGGACGACCGAGGAGGGAUUCAUUUUCCAGCAUGAUAAACGCCCCCAGAGGUUGUUACGGCUCUGGACCAGGCCGUAAAGGCGGAAGAACGGGCGGACGACGCCGAGUCGGUGGCCGCCGAGGAGCAGCGCAAACUCGCGGAGGAGGCCGCGAAGUUUGAGCACUCUGCGACACCCGAACAGCUCGCCGAGCUGGAGCGAGCUGUCAGCCUCGUAGCGGAAACGGAGAAGGAGGCUGGUGACGCGCAGAAGAAGCUGGGAGAAGAAGUGGAUGACGUGACCAAAGCGGAAGAGGACCUGAAAAAUGCGGAAGAUGCAGCCACGGAAGCUGCUCUAUCAAAUGCAAAUAUCUUCGAUCUGGGUCUGGAAGAAUAGAAAGCGAUGAAAUUUGGAUGCAUCCUGUGGUGCUGAUGCACACAAAAAUCUGUGUUGCAUGACAUGAUUGCCAAGCGUAGUUGCCCAAUUCAUUGUGGUGAAGGUGAGAAGGAGUUUCCCAUGCAGAACAGGCAUGACCCCCUCACAGAAGAACAAUCUGCGAACAACUACAUGCUAGGAUCUCCAUUCCGGACCUUAAUAUGGGGCAUGAAUAUCAUAAUGAACCUGUCGAUGACUACAAACCUUGCAAGGCUCCUCCAGAUGACCCAGAUCGAUACUUGCAGUUGAUAAGUUUCGGACACCGCAUCGGAGAUGACGGGUGAGCCGGAGGCGGAGACUGAACCGGAGGUGCGCCAGCACGCGAUCGAAGAAGUGGAACACGCGGAACAACACCUCGCGGAGGAAAGAGAGGAGGAGAAGGAAGCCGCGCGAGAAGCCGAGGAGAAGGAAGCCGAGGCGAGGGCAGCCGCAGCGGCGGUCGAAGAACUGGUGCCUGCGACGAUUCACGAACAAACGGAAAAAACGGUGGCGGCCGCUGCCGAGGCCAAGCGGAUGCGGGACGCGGCGCACGCGGCUCUGGAGCAGGCCGAGCGUGACGUCCACGACAAUUAUCCCAACGUGCCUUCGGAAGUGGUUGAAAAAGUGGAGAAGGCGCUUUCGGAAGAAGAAGCCACGCGGAACUUGCAAAAGGCCGCGAUCGAGUACGCCAAGGUGGCCAACCAGGGUCGCAACGCCAUGACGUCGGUGGGUGUCCAGACGGAGCAGCACCCGCAGCAGCCCGAGGAGGAGCCCACGCACGAAGAGCCCGCUGUUGUGGUUCCGACGAAGCACACCGAGGUGGAGGUGAUGCACGCGGUUGUGAAGGAUAUCCAAGAGAAAAAGACAGAAGGCAUUGUAAAAUGCAAUAAAAGUAUUAAACCGAAACUUCUAUGAGUUAAAAUCAAGUGUCUAAAACUAUGACUAACUGUAACUCUACCACAAGAUGGUGCUGGCGGUUGGCAAUUUUUUAAAAAAUUUUCUGCAUUGCAAAUAUGUCGUACUAGUUCUGUCUUUUUCUGUGGGAUAGAAGAGGCCGUGCAUGAACUCCACUAUGCGAAGAAAGUUCAACACCAGGCCCAAGCCGAACUCAAGGAGGCGGAAGAGGAGCAGGCGGCGGCCGCAGACCAUGUCGCCGAGGCGGAGGAAAAGCACGAUGCUGCCGAAGCUGAAGUCGCCGCUGCGGUUGAAGAGGAGGCUGAGGCCGAAGACCUUGCCUCCGAAGCGGCGGAAAAGCAGGAUGCGGCCGAAGCUGAAGUCGCCGCUGCGGAGGAAGAACAGGCUGAGGCCGAAAGUGAAGCCGACAAGGCGGGGGACGAGCACGCAACGGCCGCGGCGGCCGCGGCGACCGUGGCUGCGGCCGAAAACCGUGUCGCUGACGCGACGACGGAGCACGCUGCGGCCGACGGCCUCGUCGCUGCGGCGGCAGAGGAGCACGCUGCGGCUGUGAAAAAGCACGAUGCGGCCGCAGCCGAACUCGCCACUGCGGAGGAAGACAAGAAGGAGGCCGAAGCGGAAGUCGCCAAGGCGGGGGAAGACCAGGCAACUGCCAACAUAUUCCAAUGAAAAGUGUUCAUCUUUCGUUUCCACCCCGGACGUAAGUAGAAAUUAUUGCAGAUGAAAUUUAUGAUGCAUAACGUUUUCAAAUGAAAAUCUGUUUGUCCUCUAGCGUCAUCAUGAAAUAAAGAGACCACGUAAUAAAUGAGUGGUCUUGUAGUUUCUGAUACAGAACUACUCCUAGCGUUGUGAGCAAGGUUGUACUAUGUCAUAGUAUAAUCUUGCUCACGACGCUAGGAGUUUUUUUACAUAACAGGUCAGGUGGCUGUUCGUGGGCUACAGCUCGUCUCGAUGUACAACGCGAGAAACUCUACCUGUAUUCAGCAUUAAGAAUCAUUAUUGAAACAUGCAAUAUUAGGUGGGGAAUGUCAAUGUUUCCAUUGCAUGGGAACAACUACGCUUUGCAAUACAAAUGCUGCCAAGUAGUAGUUUUGGGGUCCUCGUGGGCGGGGCACUUUUCAUUGUAAUACAAGGCGGCCGUGGCGGUGGCCGAAAACCAUGUCGCUGAGGCGAAGGAACAGAAGGAUUCAGUAAUCCGCUCUAUUGUCUGUUCCAUUGUUGUUUGCGGGAACGUGCGGAACAUGAACGUGCACAACUACGGAGGGAACAUUGCACCAUAAAGGCGGAAAACAAGCGAACGUGGCGCGUCGAGUUGGUGAAAGGGUGGACAAUUUUCUUGAAGAGGUCGACGACAACAUGAUUUUAUCGCAGACAAAAGCUGUAGCUGUUUCACUGUCGCAGUGGUUGUGCAUGAAACAUCGCAUGGCAUGAUGUCCGUAAGGGUAAAACAAAGACUAGCCCGAGAAGGUGGAGGAGCACUCAGGAGUUGGAGUUUGAAGACCUUGCUCACUGAUAAUGUAUGAUGAUGAUGAUCACGAUAAAUUUCGACUCGUGGUGAGUCCACCGGGCAAACCUUAGGUGGAGAGGACGACACGGGCAAAACUUAGGUGCCCUUUCUUGCAUCUCUAGCAGAGAAGUAAGUGCAAGUGCAUACUCCGCAUCACAAGUUCGCAGCAAAACAGUUUUGCCUUGCGAUACGACCAAGGCGGCCACACCGCAGUGAAGAGAAGAGGCGAGAUCAUGCAGCUACAACAAAAUGCGUAGAACCACAAGUCGCCUUUUUUGUUUUUCAUUUUAAACUUUUUACUGGGAAAGCUGACGAGCGAGCAUAAUUCAAUUUAGUUGAAGAUUUUAUUUCCGAAUCUUGCGCGUGAUCUUUUUGUUUUUUUUCUUUUUGACUUUCUAUGUAUAAUAAAAGAGGCAGCAAGUUGAAGUUGCUGCUAUACGUUUUUGAUUGCAGGAUUGCACACUAAAAAACUCAUGUCAUCAAAGCGGUAGAGAAGAUGACAGCAAUGUGGUGCUGCCAUGAUCUUCGACGUUCGCUAACUAUUAGAGUUCUGCACUGACACAAAAACAAAAUCGAGGUCGAAGACGCCGUGUAUUUCUAAAAAACAAGACAGCUUGAAUUUUUUUAAUACACAUCAGAGACCGCGCGUAUUCUAUUGGCUGUACUUUAUUUUUGUCGAAUUAGUGAAGUUUUUUUUUUGAAAAGGAUCAGCGGAGCGCCCAAUUUUUCUUGCUUCACUGAAGGAGCAGGAACGCGAUAAUGCCGUAAGUUGGUCGAUAAUUUAUCCGAAGCAUACUAGUUGUACAUGAUUAAGAUUAUAGAGGAUGUGGUAAGUUUUCCUUUUCAUCCGUGCAGCUGCCUACUAUCCAUCGCGUUAAUCUUCGUUCUAGCCAGCCACUUUCGAACCGGAUGGAAACGAAAUAAAUGCCGUGCUGGCCCGGGAGGGACUAAUAAAUCACCAGGUCGAGACUCGACCUGGUGAUUUAUUCCCUCCUCGGAGGUGGAUGGAUAGAUUGAUUACAAGUUGACUCCCUCCUCGUCGAGAUGUUUCUGAGGACAUGCACACCUCCCUCGAGGACGUUUUCCGGUCGUAAGUCCCUCCUACCGGCCUACGGCCGCUUUUGUGACGGUAAGUGUAAAAAAAAAGAAUAUCGGUUGAAGAACUGGGAGCCCG